Apis mellifera (honey bee) is the source of this 594-nucleotide messenger RNA. Its product is annotated as oligosaccharyltransferase complex subunit ostc-A. The record is from RefSeq and is a predicted model, not a curated record. The transcript is spliced from 4 exons. Lineage: Eukaryota; Metazoa; Arthropoda; Insecta; Hymenoptera; Apidae. Gene Ontology annotation, cellular component: oligosaccharyltransferase complex. Bases 85 to 534 code for a protein of 149 amino acids.
AAAUAUCCUAAUAAAUGUAGAAGUAUGUUAUUUUAAAAGGCGAAGUGAUUAUAGUGCAUAUAAUAUUUUAAUUUUGAUUUAAAUAUGGAAUAUAUAUACCGUUUACCAUUUUUAGCAUUAGAAGUACCUAACUUAAAAUUAAAGAAGCCAUCAUGGUUUGUGAAACCUAGUGCUAUGAUAGUUUUUUCAUUUAUACUUUUAUCAUAUUUUCUAGUAACUGGAGGUAUAAUAUAUGAUGUAAUUGUGGAACCACCUAGUGUAGGCUCAACAACAGAUGAACAUGGCCAUACAAGACCUGUAGCAUUUAUGCCGUAUCGAGUAAAUGGGCAAUAUAUUAUGGAAGGAUUGGCAUCUAGUUUCCUUUUUACAUUAGGUGGAAUUGGUUUUAUAGUAUUAGAUCAAACACAUAAUCCAUCAACACCUAAGCUUAAUAGAAUUCUUUUAAUAUGUGUUGGAUUUAUUAGUGUUAUUGUCUCAUUUAUUACCUGUUGGGUUUUUAUGAGAAUGAAACUACCGGGAUAUCUGCAAUCAUAAAUUUAAUAGAUUUAAAAUAAUAUGGCAAAUUGAGCUUAAAACUCAAUAUUUUGUACUCAU